Molecule: messenger RNA, 4612 nt
Organism: Uranotaenia lowii
Lineage: Eukaryota; Metazoa; Arthropoda; Insecta; Diptera; Culicidae
Product: mucin-2-like
Exons: 4
Source: RefSeq, a predicted model, not a curated record
CGAACGGCUUCGAGCAGCUUCUCGAGCACCCCUUCGCAAGUCGAGUGUGUUUUGUGAAACGUUUCGCGAGUGUUAUUUGGGCUCCCUACUUUUCUGCACUGAAUUUCCCGUGCUGUGGCGUUCCGUGUCGUGCAAAAAGUGUACCAAAUCGAGCGUCGUGCAUCCGGGAACCGUUUUCGUGUGUUUUCCGUGAAAAUCCCCCAGUUGUAAUAUUCCUCAACAAUUUGAAAGUGCAAAAAUAUAGAAUAACAUUCUGUGAGAAAUUGAAAACAAAAAAGACUUAUUCGAGGAGUGCUAGACCAAACAAAUCAGUGAAACUGUGUGUGAUAGUUAGGGCAAACCGGAUACGAGAUGCUGCAACCACAACAGGUGCUAAAGAAUGGUCGAUUCUGGUUCGCUGGCUGUCGCUGAGAAUGUCCAGCAUUGCGGAAUCAACGGCACCCAUAAUAACAGCAACCUCAAGGAUAUCCAGGACAAAAAGCUAAAAAUGAAUAGUUCUGCUGAUGUACCACCGGAAUCUGGCUCAUCGUCACCAGAACUAGUGGAGGAAAGUUCCGGAGAUGGUCGUCAAGAAACGACAUCACCUAUUGUGGUGGAAGCUCUGGAGGAAGAUUCGAUUGAUCAGCAGUCGAAAGAAGUGAUUUGCAUUUCAGAAGAGGAUGAAGACCAAGAGAACGGUGAUUUGUUGGAAGCUAAUGGUUCCAGCACGACAGUCUCAGGAGAAUCUUCAAAGAAUGAUCCGUCGGAAGUAGAACUCGUCGAUAGUCAACUGGAAGAACAGUCUGAAAUCGAUCAAAGCAAUGCCAACAGUAUCGAAAAAACAGAUUUGAUGAAUGAAAUAGAAAUCAUUGAACUUUCAUCUUCACCAAUUCCAACGCCAGUACUAGAGGUAAAAUCUAAAGGCCCAGCAGUAGAUGAGGGUAACACCAAAAUUGUAAAUAAUAACGAAUCUUCUGCUACUUUGAAGCACAAUAAAGUUGUAAAAAUCUUAGACGGAAAAACUGCCAACAAUAAUGUCGUCCUUCAGAAUUGUGUAGAACGUAUACCCGCGCUUCAGGAAUCUCCAAAGGAAGAGAAUCAUACCCCUAAACAAGUAGAAACCGUUGGACUUUCUGAGGAAAAUCGAAAGGUUGAACCUUUGAAAAUAAACCUUAAUCGCGAACCCAUCAGAACAGUUAUCAAACUGCCAUCGAGCUCGGCUACGGAUUCGACACCAAGUUCGCCGAAGAUCACAAUAAAACCAUUGAAACCUCCACCAGAUGUAGAUCAUCCCCCUGUUAACAGCAUUCCCAAGCUAACGAUUAAACAGGUCAUACAUUCAAACGAAUCCAGUUAUAAUGCUACAGCAACCGGUACAGAACAAAUGCAGAUCAUUCCUAAACUGUUGAUAAAAAACUCAUCAUCGGAUGGAUCUGGUGCGGAUGGAACUGAACCACACAUAGUGCCUAAGCUAACUAUACGAGGGGUCAAUCACAGCAGCUCACCUACUAUCGUGUCUUCGAUAAACACUUUAAGCAGCGAUUCAGUUUCAAAAAGCACUUCCGUGUCGACCUCCAUCAGUUCACCACCGAUGGUUCCUAAACUCACCAUUAAGAAAGACCUUAAUCAUCUGCUGAGUAGCCACGCUCAUCAUCCACCGCAUCACAAUAAUCGGCUGGCAAAAGACGAAACUGUAUCUGCAAACCAACCACCAAUUCCGAAAUUGCUUAUAAAACCAAUUCCAGAUCCUUCUGCAUCUUCGAGCAAUUCCGAAACUACAGUUACUCCAGUCUUGACAAGUUCGGAAGGUGUCAAACUCACAAUUAAACCAAUCCCAGAACCACCAGCUGCAAGCAGCUCGAGCGAGGCAGACAUCCCUGCUGUUACUGUUCCAGUUCUAACUAGUUCAGAAGGCGUAAAACUUACAAUCAAACCUAUUCCUGAGCCUCCAUUACCAAAACUAACGAUCAAAACAAAUUCACUGGAUUCCAACGACGCAUCCGUUGUCUCUUCAACCAGCAAUAGUUUUUCGCCAAAAGUAGUUACCCCUCAGCCAGCAUCGCCGAGUGAUCAGAAUUCUAGCAUUACAUCUACUAUUCCAAAACUAACAAUCAAACCAAUCCCUAAACCACCACCGAUCGUAUCUCGGGAUCCUGCUGAGGUUCCCAUUCCAAAACUGACCAUCAAACCAAUUCCUCCGAAACCGAGCCCAUCCGAGGAUAGCUGUUCAAGUGAAACCAGUAUUAAUUCAUUAGAAUCGUCGCCCAUAUCAUCCUCUUCCUCUGCUGCCGGCUCAACGCUGAGUUCACCACCAUCGGUAGUACCUAAACUAACGAUAAAAGUUCCCAAAGAAAAUGACUCCGUUGUAACGUCGCUACCGCAGUUGUCUGGUGGUUCCAAUGUCACAAUUACCUCAAUGGCAGCUAUCCCCACGAUCCCAGUGGUCACCAAACUGAACAUCAAACCGAUACCUCCUCAACCGAAGGAAUCUGAACUAGAAAAGGCACCUGCUGCAGAACCGAAAUCGAAAGAUAAGCCAGAACUUAGCGACCUUUCGAAGUCUCCGGUUACAGUUAGCAUUGAUUUCGAAGAACCAGAACCGAGUGUAAUAUCUAAACUUACCACUAAAACCACGACCGAUAUCAAGAAUUUGGAAAAGGAAAACAUAGUUAAACCGAAGGUGACAGUUAAAUCAGUUACAAAACAGGAUGCUGCGUCUGAGCCUGUAUGUGCAGAUAAAUCGGCUACGCCUCCUAGUUCAACAUCUUUGGAGGUAACAACGUCAACCAAUUCAAAGCUGGCAGAUUCAGGAUGUGAUUCUCCACGGAUUAUACUCAAAAUCAAUAAAGGAAGUUCUUGCACAACAACGACGACAACAACUUCUCCAACACCCGUUGUUCUACCCAUAUCUCCGGUAUUAACGAAAACAGACAAUAAAAUUGAUAAAUCUGAGCAAUCUGUCGACCAGGAGUUGAAGCGACCUGCUGAAGAUACGACGGUCAAAUCAUCCGAAGAACCGGAAGCGAAAAAACUCAAACUUACAAUCAAUCAUGUAAUGUCCGAAUCACCGGAUCCAAUUGAAUCUGUUUCAGAUAAUGCUAUUUUUGAGGGAGAUGUUAUUGUGAUAGACGAUGACAGUAAAUCCGAUAACAACGAAGACCCUCUAACAACUGCCGCUGAACCCGAACAAAAGCGAUCACCACCUCCGCUGAUUGAGAUUUCUAAAGUGAACUCAAUAGCAGUCACUCCUGUAGUAGCAGCAACUCAAGUAGAGCAUGAAACGGAGAACAAAUCUCCAGAAAAAGUUGCUAAAAUAAAACGAGCACGACCGGUUGUGCCAGCAGUGGCAACCCAAGAACCGGAAACUCGACCUCGUCGAGCCGCUGCCUUGCAAGUUAUACCUGCAUCGGUACUAUUGCGGCGGAAUCCAACAGUAACUACGCCGCCUCCAUUGCCAGCUUUGAUUCCGGUUGUACCACCCGUUACACCAUCGGUUACUCCUCCUGUGGAUCCACUUCCUGCCUUGGUGAAAACUAACAUUACAAGUGUGUUACUUAUCGAAAAUGAAGACGGAUCGAGUUCGGACUGUAUGAUAGUUGAUGAUCCACUCAACUUAGUCGACAAAAAUGGAACCUGUAGCAAUAGUAACAGUAACAGCAGCUUUAAUGUUCCAUCACACACCCUUACCGAAACUCCUACCUUGGCUCUCAAUUUACCAAUCAAAACAACUCUGGCUGAAACUGUACUUCCACCUGUUGGGCGAAUGAGUACCAGAAGUGGACACGUACCACAACCAAAAGAAGCUACGCACAAAGCCUCCGAUAAAGAUUCCGGUCUUGAUGAGGGUAAAGCUGAUUCAGAAGAAUGUCCUACCCCAGCGAAACGGGCUCGCGGUCGACCCAAACGAAUACGCAUGGAACCCUCGGUAGUGGUGGAGAACAAUGCUGAAACGGUAGAGGCCUUAAGCAAACCAACCGCCGUAGAAAUAAUGCUUGAGGCCAACGGUGAAACCAGUUCAUCCGAGCUUCCUGCCAUCAUGGCGCUGACCAAAGAAACCCGGGGAUCGCCUCGGGUAUUACUGAAAGCGUUAACACCUAGUCGGUUGGAUUCGGCAGAAAAAGUGUCACCAGGAAAAACAGCCGCUAUUCCACCGGAAGAAUCCACGGUGAUACAGGAGAAUAACGAUUCUACAACGAUGUCAUCCUCGGAUCAGCUUAGCGUCAGCGAUGAAAAAAGCCAAGAGAGCAGUCCGGUACAACUAAUUCUAACACCAAAAACCCGCGGCGUAGGUCGCGGACGAGGCCGAGGUGGCGGUCGUCCUCGGGGCAGUGGUCGAGGGCGUGGUCGAGGAAAACUUAUUGAAACACCCAUGACGGAACCCAGAAAAUCAAUGGAGGAAGGCAGUGAGGUCCCAGGUAUUUCCUCGGAACCACCAGCCCGGCGAGGUCGAGGUCGAGGUAAUUGGGGCGGCCGUGGCCGUGCACCUGGUCGAGGUAGCCGUGGCGGCCGCGGACGAGGACGUGGCUCACGCGGUGGUUCCCGAUCAAAUUCAGCCAGCCCUCAGAAAUCAGCGGGAAGCAGUCCGACGAAAGGACAGCAACCCUUUGGAGAAUUUGCUACCCCCGAUGUUAAG